Molecule: messenger RNA, 240 nt
Organism: Sphenostylis stenocarpa
Lineage: Eukaryota; Viridiplantae; Streptophyta; Magnoliopsida; Fabales; Fabaceae
Source: the annotation of a GenBank genome assembly
AUGAGUAGAGUGGCUAGUGUGAAUUCACUUCCUUUUCAUAACUUGGGUGUAUCAGUGCAAGCAUCAAGGAUGCUAAACCUUCAUCCACCACCAGAUAUUCAUAGAGUCUUGUUGAGGAGUCCUCUACCUCCUUCCCUUGAUUCUUGGUAUUCCAUAAACGAUGAACAGAGCGAUGAUGCCUUUCGUCCUACAAGUCCAGGUCAUAGCCCUGGGGUGGGACAUCAAACACCACCACCAUGA